CUCGCCAUCAUACUUUGCUACAUUAUGAUGCAAUUAAGCGAACAUCAAAUGUUCAACCUAAAAAGGAACCAACACAAUCCCUAGUUAAAGACUCAACAGAAAAUGAUCAACCUUCUUCGUCCUUAGGAGAGGAACAUAAUGUGGAACCGCACCCAAAUGAACCUAUAUUAACAACAGAACACAGAGUAGACGAAGACGAAGUCGAAGAGGUCCCACGUGGACCAAAGCCGGAUUUGGGAGAGGAACAUAAUGUAGAACCGCACCCAAAUGAACCGAUAUUCACAACAGAACACAGAGUAGACGAAGACGAGGUCGAAGAGGUCCCACGUGGACCAAAGCCGGAUUUGGGAGAGGAACAUAAUGUAGAACCGCACCCAAAUGAACCUAUAUUAACAACAGAACACAGAGUAGACGAAGAAGAAGUCGAAGAGGUCCCACGUGGACCAAAGCCGGAUUUGCCACGUUAUAUGAAUAACAGAGUAACGAUAUCAAUAACAGAACACAGAGUAGACGAGGAGGUCGAAGAGGUCGCACGUGGACCAAGGCCGGAUUUGGGAGAGGAGCAUAAUGUAGAACCGCACCCAAAUGAACCUAUAUUAACAACAGAACACAGAGUAGACGAAGAGAAAGUCGAAGAGGUCCCACGUGGACCAACGCCGGAUUUGGGAGAGGAACAUAAUUUGGAACCGCACCCAAAUGAACCAAAACCUAUUACAGGAGAAGAACAGAGAAGAGUUGACAUGGAGGACGAAGAGGUCCCACAAGGACCAAGGCCGGAUUUGGUAAGUCUAAUAUACUAG
Adelges cooleyi (spruce gall adelgid) is the source of this 800-nucleotide messenger RNA. RefSeq lists its product as uncharacterized. The annotation marks the transcript as partial. The transcript has 8 exons. Lineage: Eukaryota; Metazoa; Arthropoda; Insecta; Hemiptera; Adelgidae. The record is from RefSeq and is a predicted model, not a curated record.